Molecule: messenger RNA, 1008 nt
Organism: Lemur catta (Ring-tailed lemur)
Lineage: Eukaryota; Metazoa; Chordata; Mammalia; Primates; Lemuridae
Gene: RNF228
Product: RING finger protein 223
Exons: 1
Coding region: 1-1008 (335 amino acids)
Biological process (GO): protein ubiquitination
Molecular function (GO): ubiquitin protein ligase activity
Source: RefSeq, a predicted model, not a curated record
AUGGCAGCGCCAGCGAGCGAGAGCGGCGGCAGCGAACAGAGCCAGAGCAGCAGUCCCAGGAGCCGGGCGGGAGCUGGGAGCGCCGCGGCUGGAGCUCGGGACAGCGGGGACGCGGGAGCCCGGGACCCAGCGGGGACGGCUCCUGGCCUCCCUCCGCUCGAAGACUACGAGUGCAAAAUCUGCUACAACUACUUCGACGCGGACCGGCGCGCGCCCAAGCUGCUGGCGUGCCUGCACACAUUCUGCCAGGAGUGCCUGAGCCAGCUGCAGCUCCGCGCCGCCGCCGCCGCCGCCGCCGCCGCCACCGCGCCUGAGCGCCCGCCGCCCUGGCUUGGCCCGCCCGGCGCCAUCGCAUGCCCCGUGUGCCGGCACCGCACGCCGCUGCCCGACAGCCGCGUGCAAGGCCUGCCCAACAACACCAAGCUCUCCGAGGCCUUUCCGCUGGCUCUGCGCGCCGCGCACGACCCGCUCCCCCAGGACCGCCUGCCACCGCUGCCCGCGCGCCGCCCAGCGCCCGCCGAGGCCCCGCCGCCCGCCCCGGCCCCGCCGCCGCCGCCGCCGCCGGCCGAGGACGCUGCCCCGGAGCCUCGCGCCCGCCCCAGCCUGCGCGCCCCAGGCGCCUACGAGAGCUGCCAGAACUGCAAGCGCGCCGCGCUCACCGCCGGCUGCGUAUGCGUCGUCUUCUCCUUCCUCUCCAUGGUGGUGCUGCUCUUCACCGGCCUCAUUUUCGUCAACCACUACGGCGGCGGCGGCCCCCCCGGCGGCGGAGCGCCCCCUGGCGAGGCCCCGGCGACGGGGUCGCCCUCACCCUCGCCCGUGGGGCCCAUCUGCCUGUCGGUGGCUAGCAUCCUGGCGCUCUUCUCAGUCGUUGUCACCUGGGUCAUCUGCUGGCUCAAGUAUCGGCCCGAGGGGGCGGCCGCGGGUUCGGCUGGGGGAGGCGGCGGCGGCGGCGGCCCGAGGACGCGGGCGCCGGGGGCGGGGGGCGGCGCGCGGAGGAGCGAUACGUAG